Caenorhabditis briggsae is the source of this 951-nucleotide messenger RNA. The coding region runs from base 1 to 951 and encodes 316 amino acids. The transcript is spliced from 3 exons. Lineage: Eukaryota; Metazoa; Nematoda; Chromadorea; Rhabditida; Rhabditidae. The record is from RefSeq and is a predicted model, not a curated record.
AUGUCCACAAUUUUGGAACCGCGAAGUGAGAACUUCAAGCGUACCAUGCUGUGCGGAUAUUGCAGUGCAGGACUAUCCGCAGAAGCUGCUGUGGAAAGUUUGGCUGCCGAUUUCCCUGCGCUCACCACACAGGAAGUGAGCGCAUGGUUUGCGCGGUUCAGGGCUGGAAAUUUCGAAAUUGGCGAAAAUGUCAGCAUCAAUGCUGAAGGAAUCGUCAUCGAUAGGUCUGUCAGACUCAAGCGAGAACUCGAUGAUGCAGAGCAAGUGGAUGGUGAGCCACUGGCCAGAAUGAACCCAAAUCUUCCGGUUGUGCCAAAGAGAGAAGUGGAUGAGGAAGACGGUGCGAACCAGCAUCCUCAAGUGAACGGUGCAGCUAAUCAUAUUGUUGCUCAACAGCAACCAGCUCCUCACAAUUUGCCAAUAGUUGCAGUGAACGAGAAUCCUGCAAAUGGAGGUCCUCAAGUUGUCCCAAACAUUGAGGAAGAAGAUGGAGAAGGUGCUGAUCAUGCUCGAGCCAAUCCAGCCAAUGAAGGGAAUCAAGCUCCUGCAAUCAACAGAAAUCAAAGAGAAGCGAGGGCUCGUCCAGUUCGUCGAGCUCAACGAGCAGUCGCAAUUCCUCCGCAGAAUCCAGUUCAUCCAAUGCCGAUUCAACCAGCAAUGUAUCCAGUGAACUUGGCUAACCAGUUCCCUCCAGUCCCUUUACUUUUCCAAAUCACUCCACAGUUUCUACCGGAAAUGCAAUUCUAUCAAUUCGGUGUCCAAUUCCCUAUGCACUAUUGGCAACAUCAAAAUCCUCCGAAUAUUGAAGAUUCUUUGCGGCCAUUUGAAGCUUCAACAAGAGGAAUGGAAAAAUUUAACGGCAUGCUUUCAUGUCGUCAUUCUCCAGACCAUGCGAUAUAUUUUGAAAUAAUGAGAUAUGGUCUUAAAUUCACAAAGCUCGAGAAGUAUUAA